Molecule: messenger RNA, 996 nt
Organism: Prunus avium (sweet cherry)
Lineage: Eukaryota; Viridiplantae; Streptophyta; Magnoliopsida; Rosales; Rosaceae
Product: D111/G-patch domain-containing protein
Molecular function (GO): nucleic acid binding
Source: RefSeq, a predicted model, not a curated record
GCAUCGAUUCAGUUUAUGAUCGAAGAUAACAAUUUAUGAAUUCUGAACCCGUACUCGUACCGUAUCACUAAGAAAAAAGAAAGAAAAAUUGGGGAAAAAGCCAUCAUGGGAGAGGACGAGCCGGUGACGGUGGGCUCAUCUUCUUCAGGCAUAGACUCCUCCAAUAUUGGGUUUCAGCUUUUGAAGAAGCAGGGCUGGACACAAGGAACGGGUCUUGGUGCUUCCCAGCAGGGUAGGCUAGAGCCUGUUAAAGCUUACUUGAAGGACAACAAACGAGGCUUAGGAGCAGAUACAUCAAGAAAUAAAUUCUUUCCGGUUUCUGAAAAUUCAGAUUCUAGUGGAAACUAUGAAAAGAACAAUAGCUCCGUGCAUUUGGUUCAGGAGGAAGAAGGUAUGGGAAAAGGCAUGGUGGCUUCAAGUUGUUCAGCAAUAGCCAUCAAUCCCUCCAAUAUAGGCUUUCAGCUUUUGAAGAAACAUGGUUGGAAAGAAGGAACUGGUCUUGGGAUUUCUGAGCAGGGAAGGAUAGAGCCUGUACAAGCAUACUUGAAGAAUAAUAAACGGGGCCUGGGAGCAGAUAAAUUACAGAAGGCACUAAAUCCCCCUGAUUCUACUGCCUUGAAUCGAAAAAAUGACCAGGAGCUGCAUUCAAAAAAAGGCAAGGGACUCUCAAAGAAGAUGAAGAAAGAGCAGGAGUUAGAGAAAAGAUUGCAGGAGAGGGAAUUUGAGCGUGCCUUUUAUAGGGAGUUUUGGCCGGAUAACGUUUGAUGUAGGAAUGGCAUAAUUUCUAUUCACACUGUCUUUGCCCACCCCCGGCUUUUCAUAUUUUAGGUUUUGUACAGGGAUUUACCUUUUUCUUUUUGAUUCUUGAGUGUUAACCCUAAAAAUCUGAAGUAUAGUUCCAAUCCAAGAUUAUUUCGGAGUUCAUAGAGUUGUAUUCAACAGCAUAAGGUUGAGCCAUUGCUGAUAAAAGCAAUCAAAUAUAUUUCGUUUCAAUCA